AUGCAGAGCCUCUGGUACGUGCAGCCGCGCUUCGUCGCCGCCAACGGCCUCGCCGGAAACUGGGUCGUAUCCACAUCCGGACUCAAUCUCUGCCUCGCCCUCCUUGCCGCAAUGUAGCAAAAGUUCAUUGCAAAAUGGGCCACUCCCUCUUGAUGCCCCUCAUGGUGCCAGGCCCCUUCUAAUGUUGAAGUGCUUCUCAGGUUUAUUCACCAUUAAAUUUUCUAUGAAGGGACUUGCCAAUCCAAAUUACACCCAUACUAAAAUAGAGUGUUUCCAGAGAGUAGAAACAUCGCAUGCAGAAAUCUUCAAAAAAGACGUGAUUGAAGUUGUAACCGAUGAAAUGCCUGCUGGUGAAGCUAUCAUGGAUCCAACUCACCACCUAAUUGGUGACAAACGCAACAACAGAGGGGUGAUUGGGAUACUGAAAGCCACUGUAUGGAGGCUUAGUGGAGUCAGUCACCAGCCUCUUCGUUGUUUCAACAGCAGCAUCAAGCGGCGCCAAAAACAUGUCAGAUUCUGUCAAAAAAAAAACAUGUCAGUUACUUUCAUCUUGGGCAUAGCCAACCUUAUUGGUGGACUUCCUCACGUUUUUCACAAUAUCACUGAUCUGAGAGACAGCCGAGUCAUGAACGAGGACAAAUCGGAAGGUCGGCCACUACUGACUCAAGCUUGGAUGUGGUCGAAAGCCCGGCUCCACAUGGUUCUACCACUGCUCUCACACAUGGUGUUCGGGCUACUUCCACCAGUGCUCUGCGGGUUGUCGUUCCGUGAGAGUAACGACAGGGAGAACAAGAUGAUGGACGUCGCCAGUGCUUCGCUUGCCUGCAUCGCUCUGCUAGCGCUCGGGAAGGUUAUGGCCACAGAAGAGCCAUGACAUACUUCAAGACUCUCAUUUACUACCUUACCAUCGUUGUGAGCUUCUUCGGGAUGUCAUACAUCACCGGUGUACUGAUCACGAGGCUUCUAUAACACUUGACACCAUUGAUCAAGGUGGUGCAUCGGUUCCUCAUGCUUCUCCAGGCAUGUUGUUCUCUCAUUUAGUUGGUGCACAUACGUCUGCCUAGGCCUCAUUCUGAAGUCUCAAGUUCCUCGGAGCACUGAUGGUAUAAAAAGAGAAGACAUGGGUGAGUUGAAGAGAAAGUGCAUGAAGAGACAUCUAAAUAUUUUUGAGUUGCCACCUGCUAUUUUGUUGUAAUUCUUGUGUACAUUUUAAGAUGCUAACAUUUCAUGUCAAAAUGUGCGAUCUUGGUUA
Messenger RNA from Triticum aestivum (bread wheat), 1252 nucleotides. RefSeq lists its product as uncharacterized. The record is from RefSeq and is a predicted model, not a curated record. The transcript is spliced from 5 exons. Lineage: Eukaryota; Viridiplantae; Streptophyta; Magnoliopsida; Poales; Poaceae. Bases 182 to 874 code for a protein of 230 amino acids.